Molecule: messenger RNA, 880 nt
Organism: Drosophila takahashii
Lineage: Eukaryota; Metazoa; Arthropoda; Insecta; Diptera; Drosophilidae
Source: RefSeq, a predicted model, not a curated record
AUGCGAAUGGCGUUGGCUAAUUGGCGGGCAAUUAGUCGAGGGCCCUAUAAAAUGUUGCAGCUGGCGGAGGAGGUCUUUGAAAGUCACGAAAUGAAGCUCUGGAUUAUUUUGCUGCUUUGCAUCCUGCAACUCCUGCAGGGAAGUCGGAGCACCAACUACGAGGUUAUCGGCGAUGAGAAAACCAUGGACAUCGUUUGCGAUGCCCAAGAGGACAAGGGCAAUGUACCGCUUCGUCAGAUCUUGGACAUCAGCGGCCUGACCUUCGAGGUUGCCGAAGAUCUGGAGACUUUGUACUACAACGGCGACAUCAAGGUGCUCAUGGAUGUGCCGAGCGGUCCGAUUGGCAUGCAGGUCGACGUCUUUCGCUGGGAACGAAACGAAUGGAUCCCGACACCGCUCUGCCUGAAACGCGACAGCUUGUGCAAUUCCUUGACCAAUCCUCGGGAGAUCUGGUAUCCGCUGUUCAGAAAAAUCCCCAAGAACGAGAUGAUAUGUCCGCCCAAAAAAGGUCACAUCUACACCCUGAACAACGUGAGCAACCAUGAGUUUGUGCGGAACAUGCCCCAUGCGGACAUUGCUGGGGACCUGAAGGCCGUGGUCCACCUGAGCUCCGGGGACCUGAAGACCUGUGCUGUGGUCUUCUUCAAGGUCUACGUAAAUUGAGGGGGGAUGGUGACAUCCAGUGGACCCUGACAGUGGACGAGGGGAUCGCGUUGGGAUCCGGCUGUUUGCCUAGUUUAUAGUACGCGGCUGCUCUGCUUUUAUGGCCUGAUUCGGCGGUGUUUGCUCGGCUUCAAUGGCGCGUCCCACCGUUUAUGGCUCUAACUAAAUGAUUUGCAAAUAAAGGGAAAUAUUUCAUAUUCAUGCACUCGAAACAGAA